AGGAGAAACGGGGGCGGUGCGCGCGCGCCCGAGCCCGUGCUCGCGCCCGCCUGUCGGCGACAGACGCCGGGACAUUCGGAUCGCGAGAGGAGCCCGAUCGAGGUUGCAGGUAGAACCAUGGGGACCACCGAAGAGCUCAUGUCCCUCUUCGAGGUCAGCAACAACAAACUGAUGGAGUUUUUGCUCAACGUGGAGAACAGGGACCUGGUGUGGCUCCGGGAAAUCGAGCAGGAGGCCGUGAAGAUGUUCUCCAGUGACUUCAGAACUGAACCCGAGUUGAUGCCCAAAACCCCGUCGCAGAAGAACCGCCGGAAGAAGAAACGGUUCUCUGUGAUUCGGGAUGAAAACAGAGACCCAACCAGGAAAAGGUUGUCCAAAAAGAGAAACCGGAGGCAAAGUUCUGCCAGGCGCCGUCAGAGUAAAGAGGAGCUGAAUAAGCUCACCUUGGCGUUGGUGGGAGAGAACGCCCUUCCUCCCCGGGUGACCCGAUCCAAAGCCGCCUUGCUCCCCGAGUCGCCCCCGGUCCCGAAGCCGAAGAACCUCCUGCUGCCCUUCGUGGAGAUCAGCAACAGUGUCCGCAGGAGCGCCGAGCUGUACCUGAAGGCCCAGGCGCCCAGGCUAGAGGAGCCCUCCGGCGUCAUCGAGAUUGCGUCGGAAGACGAGGCGAGCCCUGAGACCGAGGGGAGCCAGAGACUCGAGUCGGUGACGGCGGCCUCCCCGCCGGGCCUCCCCGAGGUCCCGGAGAAGAAGGCGUCCGGGGAGGGACGGGCGGCCUCCAAGCUCAAGAUCGCCAAGGCGGGGCCGUCUCCCCCGCCGGCCGGGCCCGGGGUCCCCCCCGGCUGGGCGGCGGACGGUUGCCCCCGGUCCCCGGAGCGGGGCCGGGAUUCGGGGACCGGGCCCGCUCGGGACGACGGGGAGGACCCCCGGACGCCCACGGGCUCCAGGUCGGACCGGCGGUCCGUGCGGCGGAGCCUGGUGGGCCGCCCGUCCCGGGCCCGCCGCGGCAGGACCUCCCCGGCCGAGAAGCACUCGCUGGCUGCCAAGAGGGAGAGCGGGAUCCGCGGGUCCGUCGGCAGGUCCGCCGGCAAGAAGAAGGCCGCCCGGGAGUCGGCGGUCGCCAACCGCGUCGUCUGUCGCAGCUACUUAGAGAGGCUUCUGCACAAAGACGUGCCCACCACCCAAGUCGGGGCCGAAGAAGGGCCAGGGGAGGAACCCCGACCCGCCAAGGAGGCCGAGAAGGAGGACGCGGAGGGGACCCGGCGCACCUUGCGCUCUCGGAAUGCUAACAAGAUCGCCAUCGGCACCCCAGAGGCCCGGCUCGAGGCUAACGACAAAAAGGACUCGCCGGGCAGAAAGGAACAGCUCCAGGAGCCUCCUCAGAGCGUAAGGAGGAAGCGGAGCUAUAAGCAGGCUGUGGAUGACCUCUACGACGGCCAGCCCCCGGAGGACGACGAGCCUUCCCCUCCUAAGAGCAAGGCCCCAUCCCCGCCCUGCCUAGCCAGCAAGGUUGUGCGUCCCCACAAGACCUUCCUGCACACGGUGCAGAAGAACCAGCUGCUCAUGACUCCGACCUCGGUCAGCCGCGGCAGCGGCAUCAAGUCCUUCAUCAAACGCAACACCCCCCAGCGCGUGGACCCCAAGUGCAGCUUUGUCGAGAAGGAGCGCCAGCGGUUAGAGAACCUGAGGAAGAAGAACGAAGCCGAGGAGCAGAGAAAGCUGAAGGUGGAGGAGGAGAAGCGAAAGCGCCUGGAGGAGAUGAAACUGAAGCGCGAGGAGCGGCUACGCAAGGUGCUGCAGGCCCGAGAGCGGGUGGAGCAGUUGGAGGAGGAGAAGAAGAAGCGGAUUGAACAGAAAUUUGCCCAGAAUAACGAAAAGAACGAAAAAGCAAAGGAAGAACGGCAGGCUGAAGAGAAGGCCAAGAAAAAGGUAGCGGCCAAGAAGAUGGAAGAAGCCGAGGCCCGGAGGCGGCAGGAAGAGGAAGCCCGGAAACUGAAACGGCUGCAGCAGGAAGAGGAAGAACGCAGAUACCAGGAGCAGAAGAAGAGAGAGGAGGAGCAGGAGAAAGCGAGGAAGAUCGCAGAGGCCAAGAAACUGGCGGAGCAGCGGCAGGCGGAACUGGAGAGAGAGCGGGACCGGCAGCGGCAGCGGGAGCAGCAAUUGGCGACGGAGAGGGAGUUGGAACGCAGAAGAGAACAGGAGCGCAUCCAGGCGGAAAGGGAGCGGGAACGUCAGGAGAAAGAGAGGACCCUGAGACUGCAAAAAGAGCGUCUCCAGAAAGAACUGGAAGAGAAGAAGAAAAGGGAGGAGCAGCAGAGACUGGCUGAGCAGGAGCGGCAGGAGCAAGAGAGGAAGAGGAAGCUACGAGAAGAGCAAGAAAAGAAGGCCAAGGAGACAGAAGCAACAGCUGCUGCUGGCAACAGAGGACUGAACGUGACCGUGGAGGUGCAGUCUCCGGUGUGCAACUCCUACCAAAUGACCCCCCAGGGCCCAAAGGUCCCCAGGCUCCCCAAGAUCAAUCCGAAUAACUACGGGAUGGACCUGAACAGCGACGACUCCACGGACGACGAGAGCCACCCCCGCAAGCCCAUUCCCGCGUGGGCGAACGGGCACCUGCUCAGUCAGGCCGUCAUACGCCAGUAUUACCGCCCGCCAGACGUUGACCAGAUGUUUGGCUUCAUUUCCAACCCUAAGCUGGAGGACAUUUUCUACCAGAACAAACCGAGAUACCACAAACGCACAAGCUCUGCUGUUUGGCAUUCUCCCCCUCUGCAGGGCACCAGGUCGGCCCUGGGCCUGCCUUACGGCCUGAAGAAGUACUGAGGAGGAGAGGGCCCUCGUUAGCCUGUCGGUGUGUCUCUUUCUUCCUGUGGAUUUUUGUGUGUGAGAAGAAUUCUGUUGUAUAUAAAUUCUAACUUCUUUUAAUCUGUAGAUUAUUUUUUUUUUUUUUUAGUGGAGAAUAAAGGUUAGCUACAAAGUU
Messenger RNA from Ornithorhynchus anatinus (platypus), 2977 nucleotides. RefSeq names its product inner centromere protein (gene INCENP). Bases 118 to 2820 code for a protein of 900 amino acids. The record is from RefSeq and is a predicted model, not a curated record. Gene Ontology annotation, cellular component: chromosome passenger complex; nucleus; midbody. Gene Ontology annotation, molecular function: protein serine/threonine kinase activator activity. The transcript is spliced from 19 exons. Gene Ontology annotation, biological process: positive regulation of protein serine/threonine kinase activity; mitotic cytokinesis; metaphase chromosome alignment. NCBI's taxonomy places the organism in Eukaryota, Metazoa, Chordata, Mammalia, Monotremata, Ornithorhynchidae.